Molecule: messenger RNA, 2381 nt
Organism: Culex quinquefasciatus (southern house mosquito)
Lineage: Eukaryota; Metazoa; Arthropoda; Insecta; Diptera; Culicidae
Exons: 6
Coding region: 55-2334 (759 amino acids)
Biological process (GO): lipid metabolic process
Molecular function (GO): lipase activity
Source: RefSeq, a predicted model, not a curated record
AAUCAACUAAAUACAUGAAUCAAUUGAAUCAAAUCGAUCAACGGGUGGGUGACAAUGAGUCGAGCCUUGGUGAAAGUGAUCGCGAGUGUCGUGGCGUUGACGAGUACAAUUAGUAGUGCCAGCGAGUUCAACAUUGGACCGUGCCACUUUCAGUAUCUGGAACCGUGCAGCUCGGACACGAUCCAGUACUAUCUGUUUACCAGUGACAACCCGGAGGGAGCCCCAGUUCUGCUGGACAAUAUCGAUCCCCACGUGCCGGAAGGGGUCAACCUGACCUACCAGAACAAAAUGAUCGUGCAUGGUUACGCCGGGAAUAUCGACUUCAACGCGACCAAGUUGAUCCGAAAUGCGUACCUGCGCCAACCCGCCACCAACGUGCUGGUCGUGGACUGGGGAAAACUGUCCAAGCUGCCCUGCUACCCGACGGCGGCCUUCAACACGAAACAGGCCGGCGAGUGCACGGCGACAUUUCUCAUCGGCCUCAAGGCCAACCAUCCGGAGUUCAGCUGCCGGGACCUGCACGCCAUCGGAUUCAGCCUCGGUGCCCACGUACUCAGCUUCACCAGCAACGCACUGGAGAAGGCGAUUGGAAUCAAAUUCAAACGGAUUACAGGUCUCGAUCCGGCCCUUCCGUUCUUCGCGACCGCCCGCCAGCACUGGAAGCUGGACAUUACGGAUGCGGACUUUGUGGACGUGAUCCACACGAACGCCGGGGUGUACGGCAAGAUCGAGACGUGCGGCCACGUGGACUUUUACAUGAACGGCGGCCAGAACCAGCCGAUUUGCGAGAACGAUUCCAAUCAACCCCUGUGCAGCCACAUGAUGGCUCCGGCGUACUUCGCCGAGUCGAUCACCAGCAAGGUGGGUUUCUGGGCCACCAAAUGUACCAGCUAUUUUACGUACUUUUUCGGCUUCUGCCGAUAUAAAUCCGAACAGCAACUGCAACAGCAGCAGCUUCAACCAGUCGACAACGACCUGAACCAGGAAAAUGGCUACGGCGAAAACAGUCUGGCUGCCGUCGAUACCAAUCGAAUAUUGAUGGGCGAGCACUGCCAGAAUGACGACAUCAAGUUCUACCUGUUCACCCGGUCGAACCCGGAGGACCGACAGUACGUGCACAUUGACGACACGAUGGAGAAAUCAAAUCUCAGCUCGUCUUACUUUAACCCGUCGCUGCCGACCAAGGUGAUCAUUCACGGGUACAACGCGGACAUGUUUUUGGCACCGUUGAUCAACAUGAAGGGGGAGUAUCUGAGUCGAGGCAGUUACAAUUUAUUUUACGUGGACUGGAGUUUGCUGGGUCCGGGACCGUGCUAUCCGUCGGCGGUGCACAACACUAAGCACGUGGGAACUUGCAUCGCACAGUUGGUCGAACGAAUGCUUGAUUCCGGGACGGACGAUAUCCACCUGAUUGGGUUUUCGCUGGGUGCCCAGGUUACGAACUAUGUGUCGGUCAAGCUGCGACCGUUCCAUUUGAGACGUAUCAGCGGACUGGAUCCGGCAAUGCCACUGUUUAUUACGGCCCCAGCUGAUGACAAGCUCGAUCCUUCGGACGCCAACUUUGUAGACGUUAUCCACACGAACGCGUUGGUUCAGGGCAAGAUCGAGCGAUGUGGUCACGUGGACUUUUACAUGAAUGGAGGGAUCAUCCAGCCAGGAUGCUGGGGAGGAGGACAAAACCCAAUGGCGUGCAGUCACCAUCGAGCUCCGGACUACUUUGCGGAAUCCAUCCGAAGUCUGUCCGGUUUCUGGGGUUGGCAGUGCAAUAGCUACAUCUACUAUCUGCUUGGCUUUUGUCCUCAAAAUGCGUUCCAGGUGAUGGCAGGUGAGGACUGCAAUCCGGGCACGGAGGGAAUGUUCAUGAUCACCACCAACUCCGAUUCGCCGUUCGCGAUCGGACGCUGGACCGACACCAACAAUGUGUACAAAAAGGAUGCCGUGCUGAACAAGUUUGGACUUCGACGAGAUCCCUUCAUCAGCGACAUCGACCAGUGGGGCAAGCUCGAGGGAAACUUUAACAACGUGGAACAAUUUCCCACGCCAUACUCGCAAGAUCCAAACAACGCCAACGAUGACGAUUGGCCGUACUUCAACCACAUUGGCACAAAUAAACUAACCAAAGAAUACAUUAGAAAGAUUGUCGAGCAGGACAAGUCCCGUUACGAGGACACCACAGAGCACAGUAAACCACAUCCUAAUCUGAGGAUCAGCAGUCCCGAGAUCAAUAACGAUAUCGAUCAACGAACAGAAUUGACCGAUUUGAGGAGACGACUUCAGCUGAAGGAAGCCAGCGUGAUGGAGCACUAUUCAGUACCGGUACUGAACACUCGUUAGAACGACGCGUUGAAUGAAAUAAAGUGCAGUAGAUUGUGUUUUUGCAA